Messenger RNA from Exophiala bonariae, 981 nucleotides. RefSeq lists its product as uncharacterized. The record is from RefSeq and is a predicted model, not a curated record. NCBI's taxonomy places the organism in Eukaryota, Fungi, Ascomycota, Eurotiomycetes, Chaetothyriales, Herpotrichiellaceae. Gene Ontology annotation, cellular component: transcription factor TFIID complex. Gene Ontology annotation, biological process: transcription initiation at RNA polymerase II promoter. Bases 1 to 981 code for a protein of 326 amino acids. The transcript has 2 exons.
AUGUCUGCAACCUCGCCGGCGAGGAAGAUUCCAUACCACCAUCAUCAUGUGCUCCGACACAAGCCUCCGACUGUGCCCACGAGAGAACCCGCCCUGCUCGAUCGCGAGCUUGUCGACAAACUACUGAUCGGCAGCAUCAAGACAAUAUGCGAAGAGGUGGCUGUUAAAGAAAAGAUAGAAUGCCCCGUCAUUGAAUCUGUGGCUUUGGAGUCACUUUCGGCUGCGGUGGAUGAAUUCAUCCUCAAAUUCCUCUCCAAAGUCCGGCGGUCGAUGCUCGUGGCUCGCCGAACUGCUCCGAUCGCGACCGACUUCGAGACUGCCAUCCACGUUCUUGAUAUCCCGAGACCUGACGAUCAGUUGAAGCCGUACACGACGAAGCCUCCCAUAAACCCGCAGCUGUUGCCCACUCCUCCUCCCGAUGACACGUUCCACAAUACGGUGAAACUACCCCCGGACUUUUUGGGUCCUGAGCUCGACGGGCAUGGAGAAUUGCAGCGAUUCGGCUUCAACACAUCCAUUUUCCCCGCUCUGCCCUCUGCACACACAUUCCGAGAGACCCCCCUCUACCCGACAUUGGAGAAAGACACGCGAAAGAUCCGAGAAUUGGCAACUCAGGAAGGCAAAUUGGGCGAGCAGGCGCUGCGUAAAUUGGCCGGAGCGGUCAAGUUGGACGCGACACAUCCGCUGGAGUCCGACGUUGUCAGGCAAAAGAAAACAGUAGUGACGCAGCCGGAGCCAGUGCGCAGAAAACGAUGGAAGAAUACUGUCACGCUUUCCGAGGAAGCUGUCUUUGAAGAGACGCUGAGAGACCUUCUGGCGAAAGAGCCAGGAGGGUUUGAGCUGGGUCCUAUAGUGACGUGUGAAAAGGCGUACCGCAUGCCAGAUGAUAUACAGGUGAAAAGGCGGGCACCGGUCGAGACCACAGCUGGAUCUGGGUCUCGUGGGUCGGCCGCGGCGGAUGCGGAUGUGAUGGAGCUGUGA